This is a messenger RNA of Vanessa atalanta (red admiral), 1111 nucleotides long. RefSeq names its product probable dual specificity protein phosphatase DDB_G0283417 (gene Mkp). The transcript has a single exon. Gene Ontology annotation, cellular component: cytoplasm. The record is from RefSeq and is a predicted model, not a curated record. Bases 1 to 576 code for a protein of 191 amino acids. NCBI's taxonomy places the organism in Eukaryota, Metazoa, Arthropoda, Insecta, Lepidoptera, Nymphalidae. Gene Ontology annotation, molecular function: JUN kinase phosphatase activity. Gene Ontology annotation, biological process: protein dephosphorylation; regulation of MAP kinase activity.
AUGAGUUUCUUGAAUGAACUAAAGAAGCAAAAAGAACGAUUAAAAGGAACAGAAACGGUUGUUACUCGUGCCGAUGGUGUUAAAUAUCUAGAAGGUUCUGGAACAUUGGUGGAAUCUAAGUCACCCGGCUUUGUAGUUGAUACGAAACCAGACGACGUGCCUGUUUUAAUUGUAGACUAUUUAUAUAUAGGUUCACAAGAUUGUGCAGUACAGUGUGUAUUAGAGAAAUAUAAUAUUAAGCAUGUCCUUAGUUUAGGUAUUGAUUUAGAUAUUUCUUUUAUAAACCAUAAGUUCGUUCACAUUUUGGAUCUUCCAGAAUCAGACGUCAGACCUUCCUUAGACGAAUGUUUGCCAUUUCUGCAAAAUGCUAUAGAAAGUAAGCAAAAUGUAUUAAUACAUUGUAACGCAGGUGUGUCUAGAACUUCGAUGGUUGCUAUUGCCUAUUUAAUGCAAUAUAAAUUGUUAGAUUAUGAAAUGGCUUACCAUUUUGUAAAGGAAAAAAGACCAGCGAUACAGCCAAACGCGGGAUUUAAAAAACAGCUAUUGUCAAUGACGCCCGGACAAAUAAUAUCUUAGCCUAUUUAUACUUAAUUUUUUGAUAUAUACUGCAUUAUUGUACGUGAUACAAUGUAAAUAUUUUUACUAUAAAUAUAUAUAUUUCUAAUGACUUUUCUUACAAAUUUAUUUUGGUAUUACAAACCUUAAUCAGGUUAGGGGUGAACAAAAAAAUAUUUUAAAUAUAAAUGAAAUUAUAAAGUAGUUUUUUGAUUAUAUUAUGGUAGGCCACCACCGUCCAUAGACUAGUACUAUGCUACUACUAUAUCUUUUUAACAAAUUGAAAUUCGUCAAUAACGGAUUCAGUGAAAAAAAAAAAACAACCGAUUUGUGAGCCCUCUAAUAUUUCCAAGUCAGUUAAAAAUAGACCAAGAAUUUUAAUAUCUUGUAUUUCAAUGAGGCAAUCUUACUUAUAUCAAUAAUAUAACGUUUGUAUCGUUCCCAAUCAAAAAGCGACGGUUUAUAAUAUGGAUAAAAUAAAAUAAAAAAACUACAUUCAAAACAGAACUUUAUUGACUAAUAAAUAAGACAUUAAGUACGAUCAUCAGUCGUGUAA